AUCCAAGUCCAUCUUUCACCUGUGUACUCUACGAAAGAGUUUUGUGAUCUGGCGUUGCUGUUUCUACCGAUUAGAAUGAGUACCGACGAACACAAAAAGUAUGGAGCCGGGCUGUGGUUUGACACUAUGUGGAAGAUGUUUGAGGUGGUAGAAAUGGGAGAUAAGUGGGGAACGGAGCUGCCCAACCUUUUUGCUACGGGUCUAGGGGGUAUGAGAGGACCAUUAUCCAUUAUGACUGCUGGACGCUAG
Messenger RNA from Haemonchus placei, 249 nucleotides. The record is from the annotation of a GenBank genome assembly. Lineage: Eukaryota; Metazoa; Nematoda; Chromadorea; Rhabditida; Trichostrongylidae.